AUGGCUGAGCUACACGUCGCUUUCGCGGAGGAACCCAUCGCUGGGCCUUCACGACUCUCUCCACAUCCCGUAUCCCCUCGAAUACCCCUCACAGGCGAUAUCGAGAUGGAUGACCCAGCUGCGACAAUACCGGGCGAGGCGCCGGGUAGUCAAGCAGACUCGUCGUUAGAGCACGGGACGCAGAGCCAGGAGGCUGCGGAAUUGUUGCUGGGUUUCUCAACCCUUGAGCCCAGACACGACGAAACACCAACACUGGAUCCACCCUCCCCUGCUAUACCUCAUACCGGUCUCGAACCCCCGCGGCUCGUCAACGAUCUCGCGGCGCCCGGAACGUACCCCUACACUCCCCCAGAUCAACCCCACGUCAAUGGCGAUACUCCCUCCAUUACCGCCUCGGCGUCCACAUACAUCACCCAAUCCCACCUCCAGCCCGUCGACCCAUCCUCCCCUGCCGCUCCCUCCCCUGAGGCCGGCCCGUCCAAACCCAAGCAGAAACGGAAACGUACCGCCGCCAACGCGUCCAGUCGCCGGUCCUCCAAUGAUCCCGCUCGUCCACUUCACUUUAUGGGCGAGGAGAACGAGAUCAUCCGGUGUAUCUGCGGGAUCGACGAGGAUGACGGACUGACGAUUCAAUGCGAGUCGUGCUAUGCCUGGCAACACGCGCAAUGUUUCGGCUACUCGGAAGCGGCCAACACGCCAGAAAUAUACUUUUGCGAGUUGUGCUCGCCGAGACCGUAUGAUCCGGGUCGGGCGAGGGAGGUACAGGUCGCCGCGAAGGAGAAAAGGGAGAGGGAGCGGUCAGGGGAUAUGGCGCUGGGGAUUGGGUUCCCUGGGGUCGUAGGCGCGGCGAUAGUGGGCGUGACGAUGUCAGGAGGGAUUGUCCCCGACAAGCCAAAGAGCCGGGGAAAGGGGAAGCGGGCGAGAGUGGGGAGUGUGCACGAGGACGGAGUGGACAGGGCGGAGAAGGAUGGAAGUCCAGGAUCGAUGGCUCCACCAACGGCCAAACCUCGGCGCAAACCCGGGCCCAAGCCAAAACAAAAGACUGCCUCGAUGAUGAUUCCUCACGAGUCAACGCCUGGACCUUCCUACUACCCCUCCGCCGCCCAAACUGCCGCCGUCGCCGCUGCUGAAGCCGAGGACGAUUACUUCCGGAUAGAACCCUGGACGCUGGAGUACACGCCUGUCUCGGAGAAUAUCGUGCGCGGGAGGGAGGCGAGGCGAAUCAUGGGCAAGAUGUACAGGGAAUGGGUGGACGCGGAGGAGGAUGAGGAGGUCUUGUCCACCUCGACAAAGAGGAGAUCAGUCGCUGGUCCUUCGGGCUUACCAUCACCGACCGAAACCGGUCUACUUCGCUUCUCUCCCGACAACAUCUUCCCCCUUCCCGACUACUCGACACUCGCACCACCCGUGCCACCCGCCACGCUGCUCGGUCCCGAUCUCCCUUCGCUCGGCUGUCCCUGGUUCGUCAAGUCCAUCUCGCACUCCCUCUCCUUCCUCCCUCUCAGCUACUCGGAGACCACACCGCUUCCCGGCUCAUACACCCGUCCAGCGCUGUACGGCGUCUUCUCCUCGGAAUCCAUCCAUGCGUCACACUUUAUCGGCGAGUUUCGCGCCGAAGUGUUGGACUGCGAGUCGUAUCGCAAAGACCCGGUCAACCAGUACGCCGUCCUCGGUAUCACGAAGCCGCAUGUCCAUCCCAUCGGCCCGCCUGUCAACCUCAUGCUCGACGCCCGGGGCUACGGGUGCGACCUCCGCUUCAUCCGCUCUGGCUGUCAUCCCAACGUCGUCCUCCGUCCACUGCUCUUCCGGUCGUCUGAGAGCGAACCUCCUAAACUUCGAUUCGGGAUCUUUGCCUCUGAAGAUGUCCAAAAGGAUGACGAGCUCGUCCUCUCAUGGGCAUGGGAUGACUCGCAUAUCGUCCACGCCCUUCGGUCCCUCAUCCACCCCACUACUCUCGCGGACGGAUAUCCCGGUCGACCAGCUUUCGCGCCCUCUCUCCCGUCCUCGUCCCCGGCGGUCAACGGCCUGCUCGACAAGUUCGAGGUCGUCCUGACGCACUUGCUUGGGACAUUCUCUUCCUGCGCGUGCAAGAGUCUCGGUAAUUGCGCGAUCGCGCAAAUGCGGUAUCUCGUCGAGCAGCGGGAUGACGAGCGGAGUCGGGCGGGACGGAGGGGUCAGCGGGCGGAUCUGGGGUCACUGGUCGGCGCGGUGAGGGGCUGGAGGAGAAGAGAAGAGGAGAUGGAGGGGGUGCGAAAGUGGAAUUUGCCGGAGGCGCUGGAAGGGAGGGUGUGGGGGAAAGAAGAGGAGGAAAGGAUGUCGGAGCAGGAGCAGGCGGCUGAGGUUGAUGUUGGUGAGCCGGAGCAGGAAGUCCAGGUGGAGCCGGUCAGCAGGAGAGAGUCGGAGGAGGCGUCAGAAGCUAUCACAGAGAUGGAGGAAGAGGAAGGCGGUGAUGGGGACAUCGAAAUGGACGUCGACGAGGAGGAAGAGGAGGAAGGUCGCGCCACCACCCCUUCGGUCCUCACGGCGCCGUCGCGGUCUCAUUCUCGCCAACAAUCCGGAUCCGCAUCACCGCUCACUUCAUCCCCUCGACCUUCCACACCCCCAGCGCCACGUCCCACCGUUGCGCCAUCUUCUGCCUUAACGUCUGCCCCUCGCUCUCGUCCCCGCGCUCGGCCACAUCCAGACUCGGACGACGAGCAUCUCUCCGACGCCACGACCGCUACUGUCCCCCGAUCCAAUUCGUCCGGAGACGAAGGGGACGAUGGUGAAGCCGAUUCCGAGGCAGAGGCCGAUACGCGCCCUGGCAAGUCCAACGGUCCCGGAGUCCGAGUUCGCCGUGUCCUCAGUCCCGUCGUGGAGAGCAAUCUCCCCAGUCCCAAGGCGGAACAAGAGGAAGUCAAGGCAGGCAAGGCACGGAGGAUACGGAAAGACGGGAAGGAGGAUAAGCGGUUCAAACGCGAUCCUUCCGGCGCUGGCGGGAGCAACAAGCGGCAGAGGAAUCGGAUCCUGUCUUCCCCUCCUGGAUCAGAGGAUGAGGCGAUGGAUCUUCCGGGUCGUCGGCGGGCCGAGGUAGACAAGGAGGAGAUGGCGUCUUCGCUCUUUCCCGAUGAGUCGGGCAGAGAUGGGAAUGGGGAUGUCGAGAUGGAGGAGGCGGAAAGGCUUCCUACACCUCCACUGCCCCACCGGUCGCCUUCACCUCUCCCGCCAAAGGAGGCCACACCGCCGCCCCCGGAACCGCCCAAGAAGGUCUCGCUUUCUGAGUAUCUGAAGAACAGAAAGAUACAGAAGAAGGCGACGGAUGGCGGCGAGAUGGUGAAUGGGGAUGAAGCUGUUACAGCGGCGAUCGUGCCUCCCGCGGUUGUCGUCGAGCCUACUCCGCCUGCUCCGGCGGCAGCACCCCUCUCGGUAUCAUUCGCGGAUGUCAAGCCCGAUAUUCCCGCGCCGUCACCCCAGCAAGGCGGUUUCAACAUGCACGACUUCCUCCCCAGCUCGCGCCCGCAACCACCUCCGGCCCCCUCGGCGGCGGGACCGAGCUCGUACGGUACUCCGAUCUCCGAGUCACCUCGAGCUACUCCAGGCCCAGGCAGCUACGCCCCUCGGUCCGAGUACUUUCCUCUCACCUCUUCGACUGCACCUGUCGCUGCCUCGGCCGCUGGGACGCCUUCCACCGCCUUCCAACCGCGGACGUCAAGCUACACCCCUCGUGCGAGCGCAUCUACGGACAGCGAGGCCCCUCCCUCAUCGCUCGCCGUCCCAUCGUACGUACCUCGUGGUUCCGCCACUCCCGUCGAGGAGCCAAAACCACUUCCCGGGGUCGACGAUCUCCCCAACGGCCGGGACUACGGGUACAGUCGCAACUUUGGCUACAACAUGUCCGCGCCAUCCCGGUCCGUCUCCAGCUCCACCUCGGCCGGCGGAGAUGAUUAUCCCGGUACCUCCACGCCGGCAUCCCGGUCGCGUCAGCGGUCCAUGUCAGACUCGCCCGUCAAGCCUACCAUAUCACUGCCUGAGCAAACCUCCAUGCCUCCGCCGCUCCCCUAUCGCGAGGCACCGCCGCACCAGCAAUUCUCUCGGCAGUACACCGCCGCGUCGCUCUCGCCCGAGGCUCGCACCACCGGUCUCCCCUUCCGCUCCCCCAUCGACCGCACGAGCCCGCUUCCCCGGCUCCCACCUACCGGUCCUAAAGCUCAGACUCCAGCGACGCAGUCUGUCGUUCUUCCCCCUACUGGACCAAGGGGGAGCUGGCAGACGCCCACCUCGGCCCACUCGGCUGCGACACCCACGUCGGGCGGGUCAGGCGGAGCAGGGACGCCCCAUACACCUACUACGGCGCCUGCUCCCCCUCUGGGUCCAAGGGGUCAAUACAUGCCCGUCCCGGUGCCAGGAAUGAAUGGGCGCGGGGGCUUUGGCGGGAAUAUGCGGUUCUUUGAGCCAAGAGGCGCAUGGAGGGGCAGAGGGAUGGGGAGGGGGCAUCAUAUUUCCCAUGGAGCGAGAGGGAGGUAG
Dioszegia hungarica is the source of this 4503-nucleotide messenger RNA. RefSeq lists its product as uncharacterized. The transcript has a single exon. Bases 1 to 4503 code for a protein of 1500 amino acids. Lineage: Eukaryota; Fungi; Basidiomycota; Tremellomycetes; Tremellales; Bulleribasidiaceae. Gene Ontology annotation, molecular function: protein binding. The record is from RefSeq and is a predicted model, not a curated record.